Messenger RNA from Brassica napus (rape), 1368 nucleotides. RefSeq lists its product as uncharacterized. Bases 1 to 1368 code for a protein of 455 amino acids. Lineage: Eukaryota; Viridiplantae; Streptophyta; Magnoliopsida; Brassicales; Brassicaceae. The transcript has a single exon. Gene Ontology annotation, molecular function: zinc ion binding. The record is from RefSeq and is a predicted model, not a curated record.
AUGAAGAAUAAUUUCGAUUACACUGUUCUCAAAUCCACGAGAAAAUGGUGGUAUAUUCGAUGUAAGGAUGCAUUGUGCAACUGGACUGUGCGUGCAGAAGGUAUAGAUGGGUCUACAUAUUUCAUGAUCAACCAAUGUGAGGGAAGACAUUCAUGUGCUCUUUCAAAGAAAAGGAAAUUCGGAAAAACAGCAUCGGCAAGAACAAUUGGGACUCUGAUACAACAUCGAUUUGAUGAUGCUAACGAUGGCCCAAAAGCAAAUGACAUCAUUCAAUUUAUGAGAUUGGAGCAUAGUUGUGAGAUUACUUAUUGGCACACUUGGGAAGCUCGUGAGUUUGCUAUUGCAGCUGCUAGAGGUAUACCAUAUCGUAGUUAUGCUAAAAUAACAGCAUAUUUGCAUAUGAUUAAAGAAGCUAAUCCUAGUACGCAUACUCACUAUGAAACUAAUGAGAAGGGAAGAUUCAUGUAUCUAUUUAUUUCAUUUGGGCAAUCAGUUAGAGGAUUCUACAAUGCAAUGCGAAGGGUGAUUGUCGUUGAUGGAACUUUUCUGAAAAAUAAAUACAAAGGGACACUUCUUGUUGCUACUGCUGUAGAUGGUAACUCUAAUUUGUAUCCGAUUGCAUUUGGGGUUGUUGAUUCAGAGAAUGACGAUUCAUGGGAGUGGUUCUUCAGACAGUUGAAAGUGGUUAUUGCUGAUUGUCAAGACCUAGCUUUUGUCUCAGAUAGAAAUGCGUCUAUUUCUAAAGCUAUUGGGACUGUCUACCCUCGAUCAGCACAUGGAAUUUGCAUUCAUCACUUAUUGACCAAUGUGGUUGCAUUUUUCAAGACAAAAGGGUUGACUGCCUUGGUGGAAAAGGCUCCACGGGCAUAUAGGUACACUAAAUUUCAAGAACGUAUCACCGAAAUUUUUGAUAUGAGUCCUGAGCUUGGAAGAUAUCUACGGGAGGCUGAUGUACGCAAAUGGGCUCGUUCUCUCUUCCCUGCCUCCAGGUAUGACAUUAGGACCACGAACCCUGCAGAGUCGAUAAAUUCAGUUCUUAGAAUACCUAGAGAAUAUCCGGUUAUUCCUUUGCUUGAUAGUAUAAGAGAACUGUUGACUCGAUGGUUCUAUGAGCGUCGCUUGUUAAGCUCAAAGCAUCUAGAUCCUUUAACCGCUAAGGUGGAGAGAAAGAUUGAUAGGAGAAUUGUGAAGGCAAAAGGAUUCCAGGUUUACAAGGUUGACAACUUCAGAUCGGUUGUAAAAGGAGACAUAUAUGAUUGUCAUGUUGAUUUGGAAAGAAGAACAUGCACAUGUGGGAAGUAUGAUAUAGGAAAAAUUCCUUGCCGACACGCCAUUCCUGCAAUUUAUUCACGAGGUAUGGAAGUAUAA